Boeremia exigua is the source of this 1749-nucleotide messenger RNA. Its product is annotated as heterokaryon incompatibility protein-domain-containing protein. Bases 1 to 1749 code for a protein of 582 amino acids. The transcript has a single exon. Lineage: Eukaryota; Fungi; Ascomycota; Dothideomycetes; Pleosporales; Didymellaceae. The record is from RefSeq and is a predicted model, not a curated record.
AUGCCCUACGACAAUUCUAUACGUCUAUUGCGCAUCCACAAGGGUACUACAAGCGAUCCGAUCGAAGUCACUCUCGAGUUUGCCCGACUAGAUGAUACUUCUCCAGAGUAUGAAGCACUCUCCUACGUAUGGGGCUCAAGCGUUCCAGUGUCGUAUAUCAUUUGCCGCACCACACAAACAUCGAUCACCGUCACUAGAAACCUCUAUGAUGCACUCAAGGGUAUGCGGCGAGUCGAUCGAGAUCGCGUAAUGUGGGUUGAUGCGCUGUGUAUCAAUCAGCACGACAGCAAGGAGAAAGGUACCCAAGUUCGCAAGAUGAACUCUAUCUAUGCCAGCGCAGCACGUGUUGUCGUGUGGCUUGGUGCCGACGAUGCUGGUGAUGCAGAGGGCGCAUUCGGUUUGCUGUGCUGGCUUGCCAACUUGGAAGGCGAAGGUGCUCACCUUGAAACAAGGUCACAAGACCGCGUACCUAUUAUUCUGGAAAGGGAAGUCGAUUUACAAGACUGCAAUGCUUGGGCAAAAGUUAUGAUGUUCUUCUGCCAGACCUGGUUCACACGACUGUGGGUACUACAAGAGAUCGUCCUGGCUCAGGACGCUAUCUUUAUGUGGGGUGAUUAUUCAAUACCAUGGGCUCAUGUGGGCUCUGCUAUCGAAAGCAUUCGGAAAAACGAGUUGAUACAAAGCUUCCUCCAGUCGAGGAACUUUCAUAACGCCUUCCUUAUGUGGCACUUGAGUACCGUUUUCCGCAACGCGAGGCACAACCAAGAGUCCGAAACACUUCCAUUUCUCCAUUUGCUCGAUGUAGCGCGAAGCUUCGAGGUCACGGACCCGAGGGAUAAAAUCUACGGGCUGCUCGGAUUGCCAACAAUGUACGAUGACCGGAGCAAGGACCCUAUCAUCCCAAACUACGCGUUGAGCGCGAGCCGGGUUUAUACGGAUGUGACCCGCAAAUACAUAUCCAGAGAGCAGAAUCUCGACAUCCUAGCCCUAGUCCUUUGUGACUCACCAAACUCUCCGACAGACCAGGAGCAUAUUGACGAUUUGCCGUCAUGGGUACCGAAUUUCAACUCGAAGACCACGGCUUCUCCAAUCUCAAAUACGAAUGCUGGGCACCAGUACUCAACAGGUCUCUCUCGAUCGGUUCAUUUCAGAACCGGUGCUAGACCAGAGCUUCUUCAGCUCGAAGGCACUGUGCUGGACACGGUCCGCGCAAUGGGAGCAAGCAUACCCUUUGUACGAGCCCACAACAUGCAACGGCAUAUCGAGCUGCUGAUUCGGUGGUACAUCAAUGCCGGAAUCACUGUACAUGGACUUGCUAAGAUAUUGACGGGCGGCAGGGAUAGAACCGGGCAGCGCCUGCCCCCAUACCAGGAGGAAGAGAUUGUGGCAUUCUUGACGGAUACUAUGGGGGACAUUGGCGCCGGUCUAGUCGGAACACCCACUGAGGGUCUGGAUUUCAAUCGCAACGAGGGUCUCAAGUGGAAGGAGACAGUAUGGGGCUUCAUCACGUAUCGUCAACCUUUUGUCACAGAGACGGGCAUGUUUGGACUUGGGCCGCAAGGCUUGGAAGAGGGUGAUGCGGUUGUGGCAUUGUGGGGUGGACAGUGUCCAUUUGUGAUCAGCGAUGCUGGUAAUGGUCGGUGGACUCUCAAAGGUGAAUGCUAUGUGGAGGAUUGGAUGCACAGUGCUGUGGUGGAAGCGUUGGUUCGGAAAGAGAAGAAGAAGGAUGUGUUUUUCGAGUUUGUCUAA